AUGAAGUUGUCGCAGUACACGGCUGGAAUUGUACGAAAGUCCCGACGAGAAAAGGAACAAGAAGCCGCAGAUGCGAAGAAACGGGAAGAAGAAGCUAGUGCUGCUCAAGUCUACGCAGAGUAUGUGAACGCGUUUGAGGGUGAAGAUAUUGGAAGACGAUCAUCAGGGUCAGCAUUUGUGAGGGCGGAAUCUAAUACAGCAUAUGCCCCUUCUAUGUCGUCUUCCGAGCGUCGAAUAUCACGCAGAUCUCCAUCUCCAUCUACGACGUCUGCGCCUAAACCAAAAGGCAAAAGGGCCAUGGAUUCAUUUCUUGAAGAAAUCAAAAAAGAGCAGGCGGAACGAGAGGCUAAAUAUUCACGUCAUAGUCAUGGUGGGCACGGCCGUUCGGUCACUGCUAUGGCUGCUUACGAAGGACAGAGCGGAAGCAAAGACCGUGGCGAUCCCCAAACGACGAAUCUUUUCGUUGCAAAUCUCCCUCAGCAUGUGACAGAACCGAACUUGGGCAAGUUCUUUGCGCGAGCUGGGCCAGUAGGCUCGGUUAAAAUUAUGUGGCCACGCGCUGACCUACCUCCCCCUCCCGGGUCGGACUCUUCACGAAGAUCGAAAGGUCCAAUUCUCAAUGGUUUCGUAUCGUUUAUGAACAGGCGAGAUGCUGAAGACGCUCUACGAGAAUUUGAUGGUUACGAUUGGGGAGGAUACGUCCUUAGAGUUGGCUGGAGCAAAGCAGUCCCUAUUGCCUCCAAGCCAUUGUAUGUAUCCUCGAACCGAAUCAGAGACAGAGGCAGUCGUAGCCGUAGUCGAAGUAGAUCUCGAACUCCCGAACGACAUUCGGGACGAAAUCGUGAUAUGCGUUCUCGGCGGUCGAGAAGUCCGUCAUGGGACAGGCAUCGCUCUCGUUCUCCGAGACAUCGUAGGUCAUAUAGCAGGUCACGUCGGUAUUCGAGCUCUCGUAGUCGUUCUCCCCGGAGAAAUUAUUCUCGAAGUCCUCAACGUACACUCCCUGACGAGGGUGAAGCGGUAACAGAUACUUUCAUCCGAGCUGUUGCGUUUGAGGUCAAAGGGCACGAUGCUAAAUAUGAAGAAACUUUACGAGAACGUGAAAAGGCGAAUCCAAAGUACAAUUUUCUUCUGCAACGAGACCAUCGAAGGCACGCAUAUUACAAAGGUCUUGUUGAAUCUCAGGAACCGUUUAAGCCAGCUUUUGAUGAUGAGGGAUACAAUUCUGUUUAUUCGAGUGACUCCGCUGAGGAAUCAGAGCGUGAACACACCCGAAAAAAUGCUCUAGGACCCGCAGCACGAAAACGUUUUGAAGCUAUGCUACGGGCACUUGCUGGAAAGCGUGGUGAGAUUGCCCGUUGUAUGACAUUUUGCCUUGAACAUGGAGAAGCAGCACAUGAGGUUGCGGAUAUCAUCGUGUCAUCGUUGCUUGUAGAUGGUACUGCUGUCCCUCGUAAAGUUGCGCGUCUGCAUUUGAUUUGUGAUAUUCUGCACAAUUCAGCAGCUUCGGUGCCUAGUGCUUGGAAAUAUCGUCAAGAAUUUCAGUCACGACUAGGAAUAGUAUUCGACCAUUUGGCCAACAUCUAUCACUCAUUUCCUGGUCGAAUAACCGCUGAUUUGUUCAAGAAGCAAAUCACGACUGUCGUUGAUAUUUGGGAAGACUGGAUUGUUUUCCCACCUGAUUUUACGACGGAGCUUAGGACGAGACUCGAAGGAGCUGUUAUUCCCACAAAUGAUAUUGUUGAUGAGGAGGAAUGCAUCAUUCAACCACCAGCUGCGGAGACAUUUUCGUCACGAUUCAAAACCAGCAGCUUCCAGCUCGCUGCACCCACCGAAGUCGUCUCAGCACAGGCGAGCGAUGGCGACGGCGAGCCUAUGGAUGUUAGUAGUGAUGACGACAAAGGAGCGAGCGAUCUGGAUGGUGAACCAGUCGAAGAUCUUGACAUUGAUGGGGUGCCAAUGGAUGACAUUGACGGUGUGCCAAUAGAAGUGGCAGGGGACCAGGUCGAAGACGAUCUUGAUGGCCAACCAAUCAGAGAUGAUGUCGACGGAGUUCCCAUUGACGAUGACAUUGAUGGACUUCCACUAAACGAAACCUCAUGA
Messenger RNA from Psilocybe cubensis, 2100 nucleotides. RefSeq lists its product as uncharacterized. Gene Ontology annotation, biological process: RNA processing. The record is from RefSeq and is a predicted model, not a curated record. Gene Ontology annotation, molecular function: RNA binding. The transcript has 10 exons. Gene Ontology annotation, cellular component: nucleus. NCBI's taxonomy places the organism in Eukaryota, Fungi, Basidiomycota, Agaricomycetes, Agaricales, Agrocybaceae. Bases 1 to 2100 code for a protein of 699 amino acids.